AUGUUCUACAGCCAUGAAAUUCUCACGUCGCCGGAGCACGGCGUGGCGACAAUAUGGCUCGUUGCAACUCUCGGCUCGCGAUCCGUAACCCGAAGACUCAACCGCAAGGCCAUCCUGGACGUGGACGUCCCCGGUGCUUGCAGCGUUAUCGUUAAUCCUGAAGCGCCGAUGGCGCUGCGGCUGCAGGGAAGCUUGCUGUAUGGAGUCUCAAGAGUCUAUGAUCAGCAGUGUGGAUAUACUUUGCUUGACGCACAGAUGAUGCGUGAUAAGAUGAUCUCCAUGCUGAAGCUAUUGCCGGGUGGAGGUUUGGAUCCCAGCGCAGGGAAGACGAAAUCGACGAUCCUUUGCAGCCCAGGCAAGACAGGCCUGCCUGGUAUAGACCUCGACUUUUCGUUGUUCGAUGGGAUCGCCGACGACAGCUCAACACAACGAUCUAGCAGCUGGACCAGAUCGCCGGCUACCAGCCAGUCUACCCAUUCCCACCUGGAGAAUUUGCAGCUUGAGUUGAUGUCGGAGGAUUUUAUCAGGGAAGGGGAUGUACAGGGCCAGGACGUCCCCAACAACGCCUCAGGCAAGAAAAGAUGGUUGUUCGGUAAAGACACUCGGGCGGAUCUCCAUGACGAAGGUAUUCUGCUUCAGCCCGACUUUGAAUUCGACGAGGAUGGCAAUAUCAUAGAGUUUGACUCGACCAAGUUGUCACCUCGCAAGAGAAGAAAGAUUAGUAUGCAUCCGAGAGCAAGCGAGGGGCCUACCGCUGGAGAGGUUCAAGAAGAUGGACUUAUGGAGAUAACAGAGGAUACAAUGCCCCCGACGGGGGACGACGGAGGGGAAACCGAUGCUCCACCCCGACAGCAGGAUAUCCAGCAGGACAACCCGUUGUCUGUGGAAGACCGUUUAAUGGUAGAGGGAGAGAUCGAUCGUAACGCGGAAGUACGCGCCCAUCAGCGGAUCCGACAAGUCAAACCCAUAAUAUCGGACAGCAGUACGACUCUCCGCAACACGGACCUGGCAAGGUGGAAUGAUGAGUACGCCGUCAACAUGGCCCAGGCCCUGAAGCAGAAGAAGCUGAACAAAUUGCCGACCCUAGCAAAGAAGAACGCGGCCUUCUGGGUCUUUGGCCUGGGAAUCGGGGCCGUGGGCAUGGGGCUAGGCACCCAGCGUGCAGCCCUCCCACUUAAGGAAUACUCGGGCAGCGAGCUAUAUGAUGCAGUAUCUGGAGGGAAUAGCACGGAUGGUGAUGAUAGUAAUAUUGAUGAACAGGGUCGUCGAGUACGCGCCGAGUCUGGGCAAGCAAAUAUGGCGGACGUGGAGAUCGGUCGAGAUGCCCUUCCAAGCGUAUACGACGACCGGUCCUCGCAGAUGCCAUGGAACAUCACAGCCUCGCUCCAGGGCUCUCUCCGCGGCCAACGCUUCGGAAGCAUCUCGGGAUCAUCCGCUCGACCACGCGGCCAUCUGACCAGCGCAAGCCCGCUCGCAGGACGCAGCUAUCUCGACGGCCGCGAGCGUCUCAGUAGCCUGUCCAUCCCCAACCCAGGCGAUGAUCUUGACGACCUCGAGCAGCUAGACAUCAUGCAAUACCUAGAAGGCGAGCUCGCCCCCGACAAUGAAGACAUCAGCACGAUCACAGCGCGGCGCAAAUCCAUACUCGAGAGCAUCACGGCCAUGCUCGACCAGGAGAGCCUGAACUUCUUCGAGUUCAUCAAGACGAAACUUGACGACGCCAAGGCAACCUCGAUCACCUCCGGCCGCAUCACGUUCUCGGAGCUACUCCCGCCAGUCGAGACGACGCGCAACAUCGCCGCGCACGGGUUCAUGAAUGUGCUCACACUCGCGACGAAGGGCAUCCUCGCCGUGUCGCAGGCACCGUGCACUGAUCUGGGGUCUGAUAGCUGGAGCAUUCGCUACCAGCGUGGUGAGGUAUCCCUCCAGAUGGUUGGAGCCGGAAUGUGA
Molecule: messenger RNA, 1950 nt
Organism: Penicillium canariense
Lineage: Eukaryota; Fungi; Ascomycota; Eurotiomycetes; Eurotiales; Aspergillaceae
Product: Rad21/Rec8 N terminal domain protein
Exons: 7
Coding region: 1-1950 (649 amino acids)
Biological process (GO): synaptonemal complex assembly; mitotic sister chromatid cohesion; replication-born double-strand break repair via sister chromatid exchange
Cellular component (GO): cohesin complex; synaptonemal complex
Molecular function (GO): chromatin binding; protein binding
Source: RefSeq, a predicted model, not a curated record